AUAAUUGACAUCUUAAUAACCUCAAAAACAAAAAUUAAUUUUUUUAAAUAUUAUAAGCGAUUUAUACAGUACAAAAAAGAAAAGAAGACGUGAUAAGAUAGUUUUAAUAUACCAUUUAAUUUUAUCAUGAUUUAGUUUGUAAUCAUAAAUUAAGUGCGGGCAUUUAUUAAAUAAAUAUAUAGUUUAUCAGAACCCCUAGUCUUUCAAAGAUGGAAAACGAAAACCAAGAAAUAGAUUUGCGAAGGAAACUAUCAGAAAUGAUGAAAGACCUAUCCUAUUUAUACAAGGAAGCUCAUACACAAACGGAGAAGCUUUCAGAAAUAAUGAAGAAUGAUAAUGAAUCGGUGGAAGCUUUAGGAAUAAGAUUAAUAAACAUAUUAAAAACUCUAAAAACAAACUCAUCAGUGUUUAUCAAUAAUUUAUACAAAGAUGUAGUUUCAUUUAAUUCUGAUCAAUCAGAAAGUGAACAUAUACUUACUGAUAUGCAAUCCUUGUUAUCUGAGUGCAGAGCCAAUGUUGUACUUGAUAGCCAUUCAAAUUAUGUUUUUGGACAGCAAGUAGAUGUUGAAACCAUGACAGACACCCCCUAUGAGACUUCUGACUUAGAAACUUUAUCAGAAUCUAAAGAUCUUAAUUCAAGAACUACUUUAGCUGAUAAUUUAAAUAGCUUAAACCUUGGUAGCUCUACUAACAAUGGUUUAAGCUUAAAGAAGGGAAGAUUUAAUGAAACGCCACAAACUGAAGAUGAGCUUUGGAAUGACACAUUACAAAGAACAUCAGAAUAUCAAGAACCUUCAAUAAAAACUGAAGAAGCAGACAAUUCUAUUAAAAACUUAUCCAUGAAGGAUGCAAACAAUUUUCAAGAAAAUUCACCUGAAGAUUCUGAUGAAGCUGAGGAUGAUAUUUGUAUAAUAUCUAGCAAUGAUGAUGACGAUGAUGAUGUUGAUACUGACGCAACAGUAGAAAAUACAAAACCUUCUGAAGAAUUACAAACUUACGAAGGCACAAAUUCACCUUUGGAAACACAAACUAUAUCUGAAAAAGUGCAAACCGAAAAUGAAAUGUAUUCCUCCAAUACAGACUUUGGUAUAACUGAUAAGACAAUCAAAGAUAAAAAUUGUGAAGUUCCACAACCCUCAUACUUGGAAAUAAAGGAUAAUAUUAUUAUGGAUCAUAUAAAUUAUAAUAUAACGGAAUUAAAUGAAAAUAGUUCUAAUGAAAAAACUCAAAAUGUUGCUGAAAGUUCUACAAUUGAAGCAAAAGAGACUGGGAAUGUUCCAAACGCAAUUGAUGCGGAUGAAUAUAUUAAUCCGUAUUCUGUUGAAACAGAAUCGAAUUGUUCUAAUGAGGAUAUUAAAGAAGAAUAUAAUGAAUUAGUCCACACUAAAACCAUAAAUCUUUAUGAUGAACAUAGUUACAGUGCAUCUUCAAAUGAAUCAGAUAAUUUAUUAGCUGGUUCAAGUGAUUCUAAUCAUGUGAAAGAUUCUGGGAAUAAAAUAAAUUCAGCUAAUACAAAUCAAAUCGACAGCUCUGUUGAAGAAUCUUUAAAAUUACCAAAUGAUGCUAUGAAAGAUACAAAUAAUUCUGAUGAAAAUCAAACUACAGAAGCCAAGAUUAAUAGAGAUAAAUGCUUGAGUCAAAAUCACUCUUUAACACCCACUCAACUGGAUUAUGAACUUUCACACUUGGCUGAUAAAAUUGACAGCAAUGAGUCCCAAACUCAAAAUUUUAGUGAAAAUUACAUUCAUAGUGAACACAAUUAUAGUUCAUCUAAUUCUCCAAAUGGUGCGAUAGCCUGUAAUUAUGAUAGUGAUGUAACUGAUAUUGAUAAAAAUGAUUAUUCAGAUUCGGAAAAAACACAACUGAAGUCGAAUAACUUUUAUUUUGAGGUUCCAGAAGAACAAACCAGUUUACAAAAAAAUGAUAGUGAUAAAUCAUUUGAAUUUGAUAUUACCACCAAUGGAGAUUUAGGAUUGGAUGAUUCCAUUAUUGCUGAAAAUAAAGAUGCAACAAAAAAUGUGCCAGAACAAACUUCUACUCCAGAACCUACAAAUAAUAAUAACGUAGUGGAUGAUACCAUUACUGAUGAAAAUAAAGAUGCAACAAAAAGUGUACCAGAUGAAAGUUCUGCCCCAGAACCUACAAAUAUUAAUAAUGCAGUGGAUGAUACAAUUAUUGAUGAAACUGAAGAUGAAACAAAUAGUAUAUCAGAAGAAAGUUCAAGUCCAAAACCUACAACUAUUAAUAAUUUAGUGGAUGAUGCAAUAAUUGAUGAAAAUACAGAUACAUCAAGUGAUGAAAAUGAAGAUGCAACAAUUAUUGAUGAAAAUACAGAUGCAACAAUUAUUGAUGAAAAUACAGAUACACCAGUUAUUGAUCAAAAUACACAGGCAAAAAUAAUUGAUGAAAAUACAGAUGCAACAAUUCUUGAUGAAAAUACAGAUGCAACAAUUAUUGAUGAAAAUACAGAUGCAACAAUUAUUGAUGAAAAUACAGAUGCAACAAUUAUUGAUGAAAAUACAGAUGCAACAAUUAUUGAUGAAAAUACAGAUGCAACAAAUAGGGUACCACAAGAAAGUUCUACUCCAGAACCUACAAAUAUUAAUAAUGUAAUGGAUGAUAAUGAAAUUAUUGAUGAAAAUACAGAUGCAACAAAUAGGGUAUCAGAAGAAAGUUCUGCUUCUGACCCUACAAUUAUUAAUAAUGAGGCAGAAAAACAUAGUGAAACGAGUGAAAAUUUAUCAGAUGAUGAUUUAAUGGACUGUACUUUGGAAGAAUAUCUGUCCGAAGAUGAAAAUGGUUGCCAUUUAGGUUCUCCAACCAUAAAACCAGACAUUACCCAAAUAAAAAUUGAAAAAGAUAAUGAAAGUACUAACGAAUUAAAAAUAGAAUGUGAAAAUAAACCUGAAGUUAUUGAUAACAAAGAUCUUGGUGAUGAAAUUUUAGAACUUCUUAAAGAAGUGCCGGUUGCCAUUGAUGAUCUACAAUCUAAAACAAAUCAAUGUAAUAAGGAUAAAUCUGAUGAACUGGAUGUCAGUAAUCAAAGUAAUAAGGAUGAAUCUGAUGUACUGAAUGUCAGUACUAAAGAAAUUGAUCAAAUUUUACAAGACUUAAAUAAUGAAAGCAAGUCGGAUACAAGCAGUUCAGAUGAUAACAAUAGUGAUUUAGAUCUAAGCGAUGAUAGCGAUGAUGAAGUAAAAUAUCACGAUACCAAUUCAGUUGAUAUUGAACAGAAGUUGCAAGAGAAUAACAUGAGAGAAUGUUAUAUACCUUUAAAAAGAAUGGACAUGGCUCCAAAUGACAUACGUAAAUUUAAAAGAGCUCUUGAUGACGAUAUUGAUUGGCUGUGUAAUCUAGAUAAUUUAGAGAGAAAGAGGAAGAAAACCUCGUCUCCAGUUUUUGGUAAACGUCCCCGAAAAAAAUGGAAAAAAGAAUCAACUUCUGGUAGUUCAACCGAUUCUUUCUCAGAAUCAUCAAGUGAUAAUGAAAACUCUGAACAUGAGUAUCGGUCAGACAGUCCGAAUCUUGGUAGUAAAUCGAAAAAAAGAUUAUACGAAAUUUUAGCUAACGCAAUUUGUAAUGAUUUGAAGAGUGAAUCUAGUGAAGAUAGUGAUGACAGCAGUUCAGAUUCUGACGACAGUUCAACGAAAAAGAAAAAGUCAAAGAAGAACAGUGAUACUACUAAAUCUGAUACGGAUAAUAAGCGCCAAUUGAGCAAAGAGGAGUUACAGAAGAAGGCGUGGAGAAACGAUCCUCUUUUAAGAGAUAAAUUAACUGAUUCUGAUCGUGAUACACUUAAAUCUAAAAAGACUAAAACAUAUGAAGAUGAUUCUGAGUUCAAUAUAGACUCUGACCAUUUUAAUACAGAUAGCGACUUGGAAGAUUUGAAAGAAAAUAAUAAAACAAAACUGAAAGAAAAUGAUAUGAGUCCAAUAAAAGGAAAUCUGCCAGAUAGUGAUAGUAGUGAUUCUGACAGUGAUGUGCAAUAUAUAUCUCCAAAAAAAUCAAGCCAAGAUAAUAAAGAAGAUGAUAUUGCGAGUCCUUCUCAAAAAGGCAGAAGACAUAUCAGAUCUAUACUUUCCGAUAGGGAUUUGACAAGAGAAACUUUAGAAGCCAAGAAGCAAGAAAUGCAAAGAAUUGAACGAAUAAAAGAUCGUCACAAAAUUAUUGAAACACUUACCCAAUCGUUUAGUAGCCAACAUUCUGAAGACGACACAGUUCCCUUAAUUUUGGACGUUGAAGAGGAGUCUGGUGAACCAUUGAUACAGGUUAAUAAUAUCAUUACGAAAAAAUUGAAACCUCAUCAACGGGAAGGAAUACAAUUCAUGUGGGAUUCUUGUUAUGAGAGUAUAAAAAUGAUAAAAAAAGGAAAGUCUGGUUCUGGAUGCAUAUUAGCGCAUUGUAUGGGUCUUGGUAAGACAUUGCAGGUUUUAGCUUUAUGUCACACUUUGUUUUUCCAUAAAGAGACAAAUACCAAACAUGUUUUAGUCGUUUGUCCGUUAUCUACUGUGAAUAAUUGGAGGAAUGAAACCAAAUUCGCUUUUCAAGGCUUAACAAAAGAUCAGCAGUUUAGCCUCUUCUCCAUAACUGGCAGUAAGGGAAAACAGUCUGAUAAAUAUAAAGUAGUUGAAAAUUGGCAUUUACGGAAAAAAAGUAUAUUAAUAAUGGGUUAUGAAUGUUUCGAGGGUCUCACUAAUCAUGCCAAGUUAGAUAAACUAAAUUCAUCUUUGAAGAAAAGAAUAUUGGAAUAUCUAGUUGAUCCAGGUCCUGAUUUGGUAGUUUGUGAUGAAGGCCAUUUAAUAAAAAACCACAAAGCAUUAAGAACUUUGGCUCUGAACAAAAUAAAAACCAGGAGACGUAUCAUUUUGACUGGCACGCCAUUACAAAAUAAUUUAUUAGAAUAUUAUGAGAUGGUUAAUUUUGUCAAGCCGAACCUUUUAGGAACUUUAUGGGAAUUUAAACGUAAUUUUGUAAAUCCUAUAUCUAAUGGUCAAUAUGAAGAUUCAAAUGAACUAGAUAUAAAGUUGAUGAUGAAAAUGACACAUGUGUUGCACAAACUUCUUGUUAAAACUGUACAAAGAUUUGAAGAAACUGAACUGGAAAUAUAUUUGCCCCCUAUGUUGGAUCACGCUGUUUUUAUACAACUAAACCAAAUGCAAGUAAAUCUGUACAAUUUAUUUUCACAAAGAGUUGAAACUCGUCUUACGCAAGCAAAAAUCAAGCGAAAACAAUUUCUUGGCGAUUUCCACACGUUUCAACACAUAGGAACGCAUCCUCACUUGUUGGUACUUAUGGACAAACAGAGAAACAGUAAAGUUAAAGAAAAAGAUGUAAUAACGAAUGAAGAGGAUCAGAAUGUUAUUAGUGAGGUAGGAUGGUGGAAGGAAAAAAUGCCAGCAGAUACUUUACAAAACAUCUCAUAUGGAAAUAAAUUGGUAGUGUUAAAGGCUAUUAUUGAAGAAUGUGAAGCUGUGGAAGAUAAACUCUUGGUAUUUUCUCAAAGUCUAUGCGAAAUGGAUUUGAUCGAACAUUUUUUAAAAACUAUUGGUACUGAAAAAUGUUCAUCUUGGAGGAAAAAAGUGGAUUACUUUCGUAUGGAUGGAACUGUAUCCCCCGAAGAGAGAUCAACUAUCUGUGAUAUGUUUAAUGACAAAAAAAGAAAAAAAGUCAGAUUAUUAUUAAUGUCUACAAAAGUAGGCGGAUUAGGAUUAAAUUUAACUGCAGCAAAUAGAGUUGUCAUUAUGACAGUACAUUGGAAUCCUUCUUAUGAUACACAAAGUGUCUUUAGGGCAUACAGAUUUGGGCAGCAAAAGUCAGUUUAUGUAUAUCGACUAAUUGCUUUGGACACCAUGGAAUCAAAAGUUUACCAACGUCAAGUAACAAAGUUAGCGAUAGCACAUAGGGUAGUAGACAAGCAUCAUAUAACAAGGCACUAUAAAAGUAUAGAUUUACAAGAAAUGUAUUCGUGCAUACCCAAUGCAGAUGAUGAAAGGCCCACUCCUAAUGUUCCGGAAGAUGAAAUUUUAGCGAAAGUAAUUUUAAAAUUGCCUUGCAUCUUCAAAUAUCACGAGCAUAAAGCAUUAUUAGCAGAUAGACCAGAAGAUAAACUUAGUGAACAAGAAAUGGCAGCCGCUUGGGAAGAUUUCAAAAAUAAUAAAGAUGCUUUUAGGAAUCCAAGUAACCCGCCAUUACCACAACCACACUAUUUGCCGCAAGAUAAUUACCCUUUUGCUCCCUCUUUCAAGGCAGCUUAUAAUUUAGGGCAUGCAACUCCGAAUAAUUCAUUAUACUACAUGCCUCCGCAAAAUAACAGCACAUUUGCAAUUCCAUCAACAAGUAGUGCACCAAAUCCAAUAGGCCCUUACAGAAUGGGAAACACAAAUGUAAAUUCAAGUAUUCGUACUCACCCAACUCCUCCAUAUAACCAAGGAAGAAUUGUUUCUCCAGCAUCGACUAUGCCACAAGGUCUGUCAAUGAGCAACACAAAUGUAAAUUCAAGUAUUCGUGCUCACACAACUCCUCAAGGAAGAAUUGUUUCUCUACCAUCGACUAGUAAACAAGCUCCAUCAACGAGUAACACAAAUAAUGUAAAUUCAAGUAUUCAAACUCACACAAGUCCUCAAUCUAACCAAGGAAGAAGUGUUUCUCUGGUAUCGACUAAUAAACAAGCCCCAUCAAUGAGUAACACAAAUGUAAAUUCAAGUAUUUAUACUCACACAAUUCCUCAAUCUAACCAAGGAAGAAUUGUUUCUCUAGCAUCGUCUAGUAAACAAGUUCCAUCAAUGAGAAACACAAAUGUAAACUCAAAUAUUCAUACUCACACAAUUCCUCAAUCUAACCAAGGAAGAAUUGUUUCUCUAGCAUCGACUAAUAAACAGGCUCAAUCAGUGGGUAAUGCAAAUGUAAAUUCGAGUAUCUAUCCUUACAACAUUCCCCAAGGAACAAUUAUUUCUCUAGAAUCGACUAAUCCACAAGAUCCAUCAACGAGCAACGUAAAUGUAAAUUCAAAUAACCAACACUGGUCCAAAAAAGUUUUAAGGAUUCCCCCAAAUAUAAAUCAUGUUUCAAAAGAAAAUACUAUUAAGAAACCUAGAAUAGUAUUGGCGAAUAAAACAAAAUAUGAUUCUCAGAAACUCCCCAAUCCCCUAAAUACAUCUACAAAACCGGAUAAUUUAGUUGAAAAUCCGUACACACGGCCUUUGGUCUCGUCUGGAGAUGUAGUCAGUCAUAACCCGUUAAUUAUUAAAAUUAGUGAUCCAAAUAUGUCGUCUAUUAGUAGCAUUAACUCUUUAAAAAGGAUAUCUUUAAAAGAAAAUUCUAUGCCUCCUAGCAGAUCAACUUUAAAUUCGACUGAUUUAAAAAGAAAGUUGACUACUGAAGAAUUUGUUUCUAAAAACAAGAUGCCAAAAAAACGCACUGAAAUAUAUGAGCAAAUAAAUUUGACUGAGGAUGAUGAUAAUUCUGCAGAGCGAAAUGAACAUGCAGACAUUGAAGUCAUCCAAAUCGUUUAAUUAAAAGAAGCUCUUUCAAUUGUAAUUUAAAUCACAUUAUUCUCAAUGGAAACAAAACAUUGUGUAGUUUUUGCAUUACAAUUUUUAUAUUUAUUUUUAAUUGUAAUUGUAAUUUAAUUUGUAAUAAUUCAAAGCAAAUCAGUGC
Molecule: messenger RNA, 7656 nt
Organism: Psylliodes chrysocephalus
Lineage: Eukaryota; Metazoa; Arthropoda; Insecta; Coleoptera; Chrysomelidae
Source: the annotation of a GenBank genome assembly